AUGGCGGCGCCCUUAUGGAAACAUGUUUUUUUUCCGCUCAAUAAAUAUUGGCUCGUUCAACAGCGGUUGGCCAAUUCUGGAAUAUUUUAUCAGAGGAUCCAACAUUUUUGCAAAACUAUCAACAAAGAUAUUCUGAAACUGCAUGAAAGGGGCCUUUUCCAAAAUGUUUUUCCACCUGAAAGCUCUUCAGAGCUGGUCCAUAAACUACUUGGUGGUUCACAAAGUAUGUAUUGUGGUUUUGACCCAACAGCAAGUAGCCUGCACAUUGGUAAUUUAUUAGCCAUUGUAGUCCUUCUCCACUGUCAAAGGGUGGGACAUUACCCAAUUGCUUUGAUUGGAGGAGCAACUGCCAAAAUUGGGGAUCCCAGUGGUCGCACAAGUGACCGUGAACAAAUUACAGAUGAGCAGAUUAAGCAAAAUUCUUGGAGUAUACAUCAAAGCUUGGAAAGAAUUUUUUCUAAUCAUCACCAAUUUUUAUGGAAGAACAAAAAUAAAAAAUUGCCAGACAUCAGGAUUUUAAAUAAUGCAGACUGGUAUGAAGGAAUGAAUGUUGUUGAUUUCCUCUCUGAUUUUGGUCGCCAUUUUCGUAUGGGAGAUAUGUUAGCCAAACACAGUGUCAAAACUCGAUUGAACAGUCCAGAAGGAAUGAAUUUUACAGAGUUUGCUUACCAACUAUUUCAGUCAUAUGACUGGUUAUAUUUACAUGACAAGUAUCAAUGCACCAUACAGAUUGGUGGUAAUGAUCAACUUGGCAACAUUGUCUCUGGCUACGAACUUAUCAGUCAAAUUAACCAGACAAAAGUGUUUGGACUUACCACACCUCUUGUGACAUCUUCAACAGGUGAUAAAUUAGGAAAAUCAGCUGGUAAUGCCAUUUGGCUUAAUUCUGAUAAAACAUCACCCUUUGAUCUUUAUCAGUACUUUUUAAACAUCCCUGAUGAUGAAGUGGAGUUAUUGCUGAAGCUGUACACAUUUCUCUCAGAUGACUUUAUUCAAAAAACAAUGGCCAAACAAAAGGCUCAACCAGAAAAUCGACACGGGCAGAAAAUUCUUGCUGAACAAAUUCUUCUUUUGGUACAUGGGGAAGAAGGCCUGAAGACUGCAAAACGGUGGACAGAGGUGUUAUUUCAUGGUAAUGCCCAAAUUCUCUGUGAAUUGUCCAAAGCUGAAAUGUCAGAAUUGUUUCACAAUGCAUCCACUACUCAGGUGUUUUUAGAGCCAGGGACCACAAUUCUGGACACUUGCAUGAAAGCAAAAUGUUUUGGAAGAAUCAUUGAUGCUGAACGUGUAAUCAAAGCUGGUGGAGUUCGUUUUAAUCAUCGCCGUGUUAUGCAGCCAGACCAUGUCCUCAUCUCAGGGGAGCACAUUCUGCCUAACGAUUUGACAUUGAUUCGUGUUGGAAAGAAGAACCAUUACAUUUGUAAGUUGGAAUUCUUCCUGCCUUUCUCUCUGUGGUACAGACUCUCACUGUUCCUACCAUGCUCCCUACGGUUCCGGUCGGACAUGUGUCGACAUAUUUACUGUAGUGUUAUGGAUUAUGCCUCCACAUUGAUUCGUGUUAGGGAGUUAUUCCCCUUUUUUCUAUUAAUUUUUGUUUAUGUACUGUGCAACAAUGUACACCAUCUUUCUUUCUUAUCAUCUUUUCUCUCUCUCUCCCCCACUACGCCCUCCUUUCUUUCAAACCUUUCUCUUUUUCAUUCCAAUUUCUAUCUCCUCUUUAAGCCCCUGUCUAUCUUCCUGCUUCUCUUCUUGUUAAAUUUUAUCCUCUGA
Messenger RNA from Acanthosepion pharaonis, 1770 nucleotides. NCBI's taxonomy places the organism in Eukaryota, Metazoa, Mollusca, Cephalopoda, Sepiida, Sepiidae. The record is from the annotation of a GenBank genome assembly.